This is a messenger RNA of Rotaria sp. Silwood1, 525 nucleotides long. NCBI's taxonomy places the organism in Eukaryota, Metazoa, Rotifera, Eurotatoria, Philodinida, Philodinidae. The record is from the annotation of a GenBank genome assembly.
AUGCCAAUUUAUCAAAUCGAUGUGUCUUUAAAUACAAGUAAUGUAACAUAUCCUACUAAUACGCUUAUAUUUUAUUUGCCGGAUUCUAUUAAAUUAAAUAUCAGUGAUGAAUUUUAUAUAACAUUUGAUCAAGGUGUCUUGUUUUCGAACGCUGCAUUGAAUUCCACUGCUCAAAAUGACUCGAGUUUUUGGCAUUUAGUAGUUGUGAAUUCUGAAACAAGUACUACUCCACUAGAAUAUACAUCAAUGGGAACUACUUAUAACCUAACGACUGGUUCCUCGAUGAGCUAUAGUGAUACUAGUACAGGUAUUAUGACAACAAUAAUAACUACAUAUGAUUCAAUUAAUCAAACAACAACAACAAGUUUAAAUACUACAACUAUUAGUGAAUCACCACCAACUCGUUCGGCACAAUUGGGUAUGGGUAUAGGUAUAACAUUUAUUACAAUAAUAAUCAUCGGUGAAAUAUUAUAUUUUAAAUAUUGUCAUGAUGGUAAUGGACGAAGUGGGAGUUAUUUUACAUAA